AUGUGGGGUGACUCUUUAUUAAUAGUAUUUAUUUCAAUAUGUACUGCAUUCUUAGGAGAAGGGUUGACAUGGAUAUUAGUAUAUAGAACUGAGAAAUAUCAAAAAUUAAAAGUUGAAGUAGAACGACAAAGUAAAAAAUUGGAAAAACGCAAAGAAGCACAUGGAGAUUCUUUGGAUAAACAACACAAAAAGAAAAUUGAACGUGAAGAAGAGAGACUUAAAAAUAACAAUAGAGAUCUCUCUUUAGUAAAGAUGAAGUCCAUGUUUGCAAUUGGUUUUGCAUUUACUGCACUUCUGAGCAUGUUUAACAGCAUAUUUGAUGGAAGAGUUGUUGCAAAAUUACCUUUUCACCCUAUUUCCUGGAUUCAAGGAUUGAGUCACAGAAAUUUGCCUGGAGAUGAUUAUUCAGAUUGUUCAUUUAUUUUUCUAUACAUUUUGUGUACUAUGAGCAUAAGGCAAAACAUACAAAAAUUGUUAGGAUUUGCUCCAUCUCGUGCUGCUUCUAAACAAGGUGGUGCAUUAUUUGCUGCACCCCCAGCGCAAUUUAAA
Messenger RNA from Brenthis ino (lesser marbled fritillary), 549 nucleotides. The record is from the annotation of a GenBank genome assembly. NCBI's taxonomy places the organism in Eukaryota, Metazoa, Arthropoda, Insecta, Lepidoptera, Nymphalidae.